AAUUAUCAGCUCCCAAGUCAAUAACGUAUGGAAGCAGAUUAAUUCUCCCAUUUCUCCUGAUUCUCUCCCUCUUCUCUGGUAACUUAUUUUCUCUCCCCAAUCGUUUCUCUCCGAAAUCCAUUCUCUCACGAAUCGUCUCUCUCCGAAGCAAGGAUUUCUGCAAUCCUGUUGUUGGACUUUAAUUUAUAUAAUUAAUUUUCACUCACACUUUAGGCGAUCAUAUUAAAUUUCAAUCCAUUUCUUGUUUGAGUUCAAUUAGCUGAAUCGUGUCGAAAAUCACUUCUCUGAAUUGUCGAUUACAAGAAAGGCACUUUGAGCAGAAUCUGAUUCUUUUAAGCUUCAAUUUAACAAAUGGUUUAUCACUCAAGUUUUGUCGAUGAGGAAGGAGUUACUAAGGCUUGUGGAUGUCCUUUACUUCCUUUGAAAAGCCAUAUAAAGGGUCCUGCUCCAGCUUCCGAUCAAGAUAGAACUGAUAUUGUUGAUGAAGCUAUCACAUUCUUUCGGGCAAAUGUCUUCUUUAGAAACUUUGAUAUUAAGAGCUCAGCUGAUAAGCUUCUUAUAUAUUUGACAUUCUACAUAAAUGUGGCUUUGAAGAGGCUUGAGGGCUGCAGAACCUUGGCUGAGGGAACCAAAGCCAUCAUUAACUUGGGCUUGGAAAAGGUUCCUGUGCCUGGUGAGCCUAAUUUUCCUUUUCCAGGCCUUUUUCCUCUUCCUCAAUCAAAACAGGAAGCAGAGCUAUUUAGGAAUUAUCUGAAGCAGAUAAGAGAGGAAACCAGUGGGAGACUGUUGAGUGUUACAUAUAGACCCAAUGGCACUCCAAAUAAAUGGUGGUUGGCAUUUGCCAAGAGGAAAUUCAUGAACAUCAUUGUUCCUUGA
Molecule: messenger RNA, 876 nt
Organism: Pistacia vera
Lineage: Eukaryota; Viridiplantae; Streptophyta; Magnoliopsida; Sapindales; Anacardiaceae
Product: actin-related protein 2/3 complex subunit 3
Exons: 5
Coding region: 352-876 (174 amino acids)
Biological process (GO): Arp2/3 complex-mediated actin nucleation; regulation of actin filament polymerization
Cellular component (GO): Arp2/3 protein complex; cytoskeleton
Molecular function (GO): actin filament binding
Source: RefSeq, a predicted model, not a curated record